Molecule: messenger RNA, 4821 nt
Organism: Sceloporus undulatus (fence lizard)
Lineage: Eukaryota; Metazoa; Chordata; Lepidosauria; Squamata; Phrynosomatidae
Gene: NACC2
Product: NACC family member 2
Biological process (GO): regulation of transcription by RNA polymerase II
Molecular function (GO): RNA polymerase II cis-regulatory region sequence-specific DNA binding; protein binding; DNA-binding transcription factor activity, RNA polymerase II-specific
Source: RefSeq, a predicted model, not a curated record
GGAAGGAGGAGGGGGAUACACACAAACACACAGUCUCACACAGACACACAAGCGCAGGCCUCGCCACCAUACUUAGGCAAUGAGGUGAAGGAAGAAGAACUCCUCUCCGGUGCUUAUGUGCCCUCCUUCCAAUGCCGUUGCACUGAAUGCGUAAGGAUUUGCCGCUGAGCCAUGUCGCAGAUGUUGCACAUAGAAAUCCCCAACUUCGGGAACACUGUUUUGGGCUCCCUCAAUGAGCAGAGGCUCCUGGGACUUUACUGCGAUGUCUCCAUCGUUGUCAAGGGACAAGCUUUCAAGGCUCACCGGGCAGUCCUGGCAGCCAGCAGCCUCUAUUUCCGAGACUUGUUUAGCGGGAACAGCAAAAGCGCCUUUGAGCUGCCUGGAUCGGUUCCCCCCGCGUGCUUCCAACAGAUCCUUUCCUUCUGUUACACGGGAAAGCUGACCAUGGCUGCCAGCGAGCAGCUCGUGGUGAUGUACACGGCGGGGUUCCUCCAGAUCCAACAUAUCGUGGAGAAAGGGACGGACUUGAUGUUCAAAGUCAGCUCUCCUCACUGCGACUCCCAGACCGCCAUGACCGAAGACCCCAGCUCCGAACCCCAGAGCCCCUGCAACCAGCUUCAACCUGCUGCCUACGUCAUGUCCCCUUCCAUGCCCAUCCCGCUCCUCACCCGGGUCAAACACGAAAACCUGGAGCUGCACCCUGCAACUGUGGGGCCCCCUCCUCCAAGAGGUCUGCAGAAGGGAGCCUCCGGGAUGGUGCUGGGGGGGAACUCAUCCUCCUCUUCCUCUGGCACGACGCCCCUCAAAUUGUCCCGCGUUUCCUACUAUGGAGUGCCCAGCCUCACCACGCUCAUCUCCAGCGUCGCACCAACCCAGUACUUGCAAGGGGAGCGGACGAGCCCCGGGGCUAGCAGCAUUCCUACUACCGACAGUCCAACAUCCUACCACAAUGAAGAGGAUGAGGAAGAUGACGAGGCUUAUGACACUAUGGCGGAAGAGCAAUACGGACAGAUGUACAUCAAGUCCACGGGUGGCUAUGCAGUGCCUCAAGAGAAGCCGGAGCAGGUUCCUUUAGAAAGCCGGUCAUGUGUCCUCAUCCGCCGUGACUUAGUCGCCCUCCCGGCCAGUCUCAUCAGUCAGAUUGGAUAUCGGUGCCAUCCAAAACUCUACUCAGAAGGAGAUCCUGGAGAAAAACUUGAACUUGUUGCAGGCUCUGGUGUUUACAUUACGCGGGGGCAGCUGAUGAACUGCCAUCUGUGCGCAGGUGUGAAACACAAAGUUCUCCUGCGACGCCUCCUGGCCACAUUCUUUGACAGGAAUACACUGGCCAACAGUUGCGGAACGGGAAUCCGGUCUUCCACCAGUGAUCCGAGCAGAAAACCCCUUGAUAGCCGGGUCCUUAAUGCUGUGAAAUUGUAUUGUCAGAAUUUUGCUCCAAGCUUCAAGGAGAGCGAGAUGAAUGUCAUUGCGGCCGACAUGUGUACAAACGCCCGCCGAGUGCGCAAGCGUUGGCUCCCAAAGAUUAAGUCCAUGUUGCCGGAGGGAAUGGAGAUGUACCGCUCCGUCAUGGGGGCCACCACCAACAGCGUCCCUCUGGACUCUGAGUUCCAGCCUUCCACUGCUCAAAUCUUUGAACAACGGAUCUAUGCAGAAAGGAGGAGCGAUUCUGGAACGAUCGUGGCCCUGAGAACUAACACAGUAACUGUCGAUCAAAGCAACGGAUCCAGCCAGUUGUUUGAGCCGAGCGAUGAUGGAGAAGGGGCCGGUUCCGUCAUACAGGAGUCCGCCGGCCCAGAAGCGUUGGCUUCAGAGAGCCAAAGCACCAUACAGCCUUUUGAACAAGGAUCUGGUUCCAACAGCCGGCCGGAAACUCCCAUGAGACGACAGGAGGGCAACUACGGAGGGACUUUAUGAACGCGAGAGAAAGGAUGGCCGAUUGGGUGUGACCGAUGAGGGAUCUAUAAUACUAAAGCUGCUUGCAUGCAUUAUUAAUACAGAAAACAAAAAAUGUGAUCGAACCCUUUACCUACUGAACUGCUACUGUUGCCUGAGAGAAAUGUGAUUUUUAUUCUGCUUGUGUUUAAAAAUUAUGAAGGAAAAUAUCACAUUCGUUAUACUGUAAGUGACUCUAGGUCUAAGGCAACCUUAACGUACGGAGAACAAAACAACACAGACAGAUCCCUGGGCUCCUCUUUUUUUUUAUAAAAGAAAAAUAAUAAUUCCCAAGGUUAAGUCUAGAAGAUUGUAGCAUUUUAUUUCCGAAGAGAUAGACCAUAUCCCCCUCUUUCUCUUCCUCUUCCUCCUCCUCUAUCACUUGCUCAAAGCCUCCCAUCUUGCUAUCACAGGACAAGACAGCCCCGGCUCCGUUCCGGACAGAUGGCACAAAACGGGCAAGGAGAGGGUGAGCGGGCACUGCAGCGUCACAGAGGGAGAUGCUGAAGCACUGUCUGCCAUCUUAGGAGGUUUUCUCUUGGAGGUUUUCUUUGCACACUUCCUUUCCUUGGUUUUUUAGUUUGUCUUCCGUGCGGACAGAGUUAUCUUCUGUUCAAGGGCUAUUGUACUGAGAAUAGAAGUGCCCAACCCAUUGGGAACACCACCAGGGAUAGGCCACAGGAUCAGUCAGGUGGCAAUCUUAAAAACAGCCUUUAAUUUCAUUUCUGCUUAGCAAGAUUCUUGCCUCCAUCUCUUGGCUCCUGUUUUUCCACCACAUGACUUGUUGUUCCAAAACAUCCCUUCCAUUUCCUUCUUUCCUCUUGCUGCCAUUUUCUUUUAUUUCCUCUGUCUGCUUGGCAACCGCUGUGCCAGUCCCUGUAGAUGAAGGACCACUGUAUUUUGGGCAUCUUGCCCUUAUCCUUCUGAAACACAAAUGCAAGACCCUUUCUGAAAUAAGGGCUUCCUGCUGGGGAUUGCCUUGGGCUUGACAUGCCCGCAGCGUGCCCUCUGUGGUCAGCAGGGUUCAAGAACUUGUCCUGAAGAAUAUCUAAGGUCUUCCACUUGUGUGUGUGUCACAAAAGACAUUCCAAAAUUAUUCCCAUGUUCUGUUAGGGGUAGCGUUUACACAGGAGGUGAGCAACACCUACCCCAGAGGCCAAUGUGGCUCCUAUUGGCCCCGUUACAGCCAAAUUUGCUGGCACUCCUCCAUAAAAAAUAGCUGCCCGGCCCGCCAUUUCCAUUGGAAACAAGAUGUAUGGGAAGCAUCAACCUUGUUUUUAGAAUUGCACUCCGGGUGGCAGAUACAGUGGCUCCAGAGCAUCAGAACAUGGAGCCCCAGUGGGGUUGAGUGUAGAGAAAGGUGUAGACCUCCUGGCAAGUUGUCUUCCCUGCCUGAGUGAUAUUUAGAGGUGCCAUAAAUUUGAUAUGCAUUAUUUCCUUCUGAAUUUUUUAUUUAAUGGCAGGGAAAAACUCAACAGGCUGGUAAAUCUGUUUGCCCUCAUUUGGAGCCACAAGCUGAAAUGGUAUGUAGGCUGAUGGUGUCAAGUUGGACUUCUGGAAUCAGCUUUGACCAAAAACAAGGAUUUGUUUUGGAUCCCACAAGUGUGGGGUGUGGGGUAGAGUAGCACGGCAGUGGAUAUUUGCACUCUUUAGAUGCAUAAUAUGUCAGUGUCCGCAUUUGGGCAGAAUGGUUUAGCAGGGGGUAGUUUGGCAGGCUGCAUGUAGCCAUACAAUUGCCACCCCUUAAGCAUAUUAUAUAUCUCUUUAGGAUGUGCAUUAUCAGGAGUGUCAUCACCGAGGGAGGAAAGGUCAUUAGAAAUUCUGCUCCCUCUGUAAAAAUUUUCUUCAGUCCCCCAGAUUUUUAGCAUUGCAAGCCACUUAAAAGUUCAAGCCAGACAUUUGGAAGUUUUGGGAUCCAAAGAAAAGGGGCAGGCAACACGACCAAGAGAACGCAAUGAUGGCAAAUAGAAGAGUUCCAGGUGUGAAUGUUUUUCAACAUCUCACUCUCUGCAAGGCUAGAAAUUCAAGGACUGGAGCGAAAUUUCAUAUGGGGGGCAGAAUUCUCAUUACAUGGUGCAGUGCUCUCAUUUUGUUCAGCCCACACCACAUGUACCCCUGUGCAAUAUUCUGCUCAUUGUCUUCCUUUUAAGGAAAGGUGAUAUUGCGGACAUGAUGGUAGAAUGGAGGGGUAUUUUUUGAAUUCUGGUUGUUUUGGGCUGCGUCUAUGUGUUUCUAUGUGCAUGUAUGUGCUCAGGGCUGAGAGGAGAUCGGUCCCUCUCUUUGGACGUUAUGCCAGUUGACCUCUGUGUCCAGAAGAUGUUUGUGAAUGAAGGAGCACUCUGGAGACUUUGAACAUGUGGUGGGCGGCCAGUAUGUGUGGAGAUGGCAGUGCAGGUUGUGACAGGAUUUGCGCAUGGAUCCCAGGAUGGGAGCAGGGUGUGUGUGUGUUAUUUCCAUUUAUGGCUUUGGAGGGGUUUUUUUGGUGGUUGGCUAAGUCUUGGCCGAAGCCUCCUAUGAUAUCUACUGUUGAUUGUCACGCAAGAAUAGUAAUUAUAUUUACAGUGAGCCCUCUACAUUUGCAACUUUGACUUUUGUGGAUUUGAUUAUUCUCAGAUUUGAUUAAUAUGUUCUUUCUAGGUCUUCCAGCAUGACUCUGCCACAAACUGACCAUAGAGUCACUCUGAGGAUGUAGAGAUUCCUAGAGAAAAUACACUGGGUCCAGGGGAUGCAGGAGGCUUUUGAAGGUCCACUGAGUCUCUGUGAUGGAUAGAGCAAAAUCAGAUUUUAAAAUAAAACUCUGGUGCAAGAGCAGGUGAGACUGUGGCCUGUUACAGACUGCCAAAAUAAAGCUGUUUCAGGUCUCUUUGGAGGUGUGCUAUUUAAAUGAUA